AUGCAGGACUCGAGAUACACUCCAAAUCCUCUCCGGCCAUACUACGUCCCUCCAUCCAUUGGAACUGAUCCGCUGCCCAACGCUACCUCGGGUACCUCGAGACCCAGCCCUCCAGGGACUGGUUUCACAUUUCCCGACAUCGACUAUUCCGACUACAUUUCUGAUACCUCGCCGUCCCUCCCGGGAUCAGUCAAAUCAAUAGUUGAUCGCGCAUUAUGGAAAUAUGCAAAUGUCGUGCUUGCACAGCCAUUCGAGGUUGCGAAGCUGAUUCUGCAGGCACGCGUUGCACAAGACGAUGAGGAGGAAGACAAAAAGCCGAAUAGGAGGUACACACACGGCGCAGGAGAAGAGGAAGACACGCACGAGCAUGACGAAUACGACUACGAACAUUCAUCAGAUGACGAACCCAAUUAUUUCACGUCUACUGCGCCCUUUGAGCGAUCGAUAUCCAGCCGCUCGCCAGCUCGUGGUCGGCGUGGGAGGCCACCCCGAGAGACUGCGUCUUCGCGAGCACCUGGUCGCCAUCAGCAAGCGGAUGUGCAAUUACACCUCAAGAACCCUCAUUCACUUCUUGAUGCACUGUCAGCUCUGUCGUCGAGUGGCGGAGCGUUGGCUAUGUGGCGGGCGACGAACUCUACAUUUGUGUACAACAUCCUGACACGGACUUUGGAGAGCUUCUUCAGAAGCUUCCUGGCGGCUGUUCUUGGAGUGGCAGAGAAUGACAUACUCAACACGCCGGCACCGGGAGCAAUUCCCGACAUAUCCAUCCUCACCUCAACCGCCCCGGUAGCCACCAUCAUGAUCAGCACGGCGGCAGCAGCAAUGUCUGCCCUUAUCCUUGCACCUAUUGAUGCAGCCCGAACCCGACUCAUACUCACACCUUCCAGUCAAGAGCCGCGGACACUGCUCGGAACUCUACGGACACUUCCAACUCCAUACCUGAUACCCAGCCACCUCAUCCCUAUCACUUUUAUCACCUCAACUCUGCCGACACUGAUCUCCACAAGCACUCCAGUAUUCCUCAAGACCUAUCUCGGGCUGGAUCCCGUCACUAAUCCCGCUACCUGGAGUGUCGCAACAUUUGUGGGAUCGGCAUUAGAUCUGUCCAUCAAGUUCCCUCUGGAGACUGUCCUCCGUCGAGCACAGAUUGCUACCUGGACAUCUCCAGCGAAUGUGCCGCCUUCUUCAUCCUCUAAACGUAAAGCCAUCACGACCAUUGUUCCGGUACCACAAUCCUACAGAGGGAUCCUUCCGACCUUCUGGAGUAUCGCACGGGAAGAAGGCUACUCUGAGACACGAAAGGACAAAACCGCCGCAUUGAUGGGCAAGGCUCCCAGGCGGAAGAGGAAAGGACAGGGAAUUGAAGGGUUGUAUCGCGGCUGGAGGGUUGGCCUGUGGGGGUUGGUGGGUGUCUGGGGUACAGCAUUUGUGGGAGGUCUGCAAAACGGCAGCGAGUCUGCAACAGCCGAAGCUGGUGUCCACGGUGGAAAGUUUUGA
This is a messenger RNA of Fonsecaea multimorphosa CBS 102226, 1497 nucleotides long. RefSeq lists its product as uncharacterized. The coding region runs from base 1 to 1497 and encodes 498 amino acids. The transcript has a single exon. Lineage: Eukaryota; Fungi; Ascomycota; Eurotiomycetes; Chaetothyriales; Herpotrichiellaceae. The record is from RefSeq and is a predicted model, not a curated record.